Molecule: messenger RNA, 1341 nt
Organism: Triticum turgidum subsp. durum (durum wheat)
Lineage: Eukaryota; Viridiplantae; Streptophyta; Magnoliopsida; Poales; Poaceae
Source: the annotation of a GenBank genome assembly
AUGGGGAUCCCGAGCCCGAGCGACGAGGUGGUCCAAAUCGUGCACGGGGACGGCGCGGGGGACCCGACGGUGGUCACGGUGAGCUGCCCGGACAAGACCGGCCUGGGCUGCGACCUCUGCCGCCUCGUCCUCCUCUUCGGCCUCAACGUCCACAAGGGCGACAUGAGCACCGACGGCCGCUGGUGCUACAUCGUGCUCUGGGUCGCCGCCUCGCGCCGGGGCCGGCCCCCCGUCGCAUGGGACCUCCUCAAGGAGCGCCUCGUCGAGCUCUGCCCCGUCCCAGCGCCCUUCGGCGUCGACGCCGCCUACCUCGCCGCCGCCGGCCUCCGGGGAGACGGCCUCGCGCUUGCCGCCGGGGAGCCCCGGGUGUUCCUGCUCAAGUUCUGCUGCUACGACCGGAUGGGCCUCCUCCACGACGUGACAUGCGUGCUGUGCGAGAUGGAGCUCACGAUUAGGAGGGUCAAGGUCUCCACCACGCCCGACGGCAGAGUCAUGGACCUUUUCUUCAUCACCGAUGCUAGGGAACUUCUACACACAAAGAGCAGGAGGGAAGAGGCCUAUGAAAAGCUGCAGAGCGUCUUAGGCGACUCCGUGACGAGUUGUGAAAUAGAAUCCGCGACAGAGGACAUGUCUUCUUGCCUCCAAGCUUCAGCGUUGCUGUCGCCUCUUGUCCUGGAGCAGAUGUUCAGCGAGGUAGAUGUCAUUGAGGAGCAGUCGAGCCGCUCGAGGUCCGACAGUAGACUGUCGGUCACAAUGGACAACUCCCUCAGCCCUGUGCACACCCUGAUUCAGAUCCAGUGCGGCGACCACAAAGGCCUCCUGUACGACAUCAUGAGAACAGUCAAGGACUGCAAUAUCCAGAUUUCGUAUGGUCGGUUCUACGCGGGACAGAAGGGCCGGUGUGAGGUGGACCUGUUCGCGGUGCAGUCUGACGGGAAGAAGAUCCUCGACCAGCAGAAACAGAGAAGCAUGUGCUCCCGCCUGAGGACGGAGCUCCUGCGGCCACUCCGCGUGGCGCUGGUGAACCGGGGCCCCGAUGCGGAGCUCCUGGUGGCGAACCCGGUGGAGGUGUCCGGGAAGGGCAGACCCCUGGUGUUCUACGACAUCACGCUCGCGCUCAAGAACCUCCAUAGACGAGUCUUCUUGGCCGAGAUCGGGAGGCACGUGGUGGACGACAGGGAGUGGGAGGUGUACAGGGUGCACCUAGGUGAGGACGACCAGGAGCUCUCGUGCUCGGUGCGGAGCAAGAUCGUCGACGGCGUCACCAACAUGCUCAUGGGCGCCAUCGACUCGUUGUACAUAGGGAGUGAUGUUGAUGGUGCUGCUUCUGUUGUAAAUUAA